This is a messenger RNA of Episyrphus balteatus (marmalade hoverfly), 5228 nucleotides long. RefSeq names its product NADPH oxidase 5 (gene Nox). Gene Ontology annotation, biological process: superoxide anion generation; defense response. The coding region runs from base 1046 to 5086 and encodes 1346 amino acids. Gene Ontology annotation, cellular component: NADPH oxidase complex; plasma membrane. The record is from RefSeq and is a predicted model, not a curated record. Lineage: Eukaryota; Metazoa; Arthropoda; Insecta; Diptera; Syrphidae. The transcript is spliced from 17 exons. Gene Ontology annotation, molecular function: calcium ion binding; superoxide-generating NAD(P)H oxidase activity.
UUGGGCAUGUGUCAGCCAUCAAACAAGUGUUAGACUCAAAGUCUUUCUUAUCGGAGCAUUAUACAAGCAAAAACGGAUUCUUACACGUUCUUCCCGCGGAGUUAUCGAUAAAUUUACAUCGUUCCUAACCAAAAAAAAACUCUCCAAUCAGCAUUUUUUUUUGUAUUAAAACAAAAGACAAUCUCCUUAGAAAUUUUCUGGCGAAAUUUAUAACUCGUCACGAUCACGUAAACAUCAAAAAUUCGAUUGCAAACAAACAACACACUCAUCUAACAGAAAAUAAACACCCGGAUAGAAUUACUCGAUACACAUCUUUAUCUUGUAACGUGUGCGCGACAAGUUAUAGAGAGAGACGAAAGUGCGAACCAUAGUCGCGUCUGAAUGGACUGAAAGUGCAAUGUUAUCGAUCGUGCAAAUUCUAUCUAACCGCACCAUUGAGCCCUAGAGAGACCCCAAAGAGGAGGAAUCCCUCUGAGUCUGUCUGAAUCUAUCUGUGAAUAUACGCACAAGGUCGUCGCGUCGUAUCUCACGUGAAUCCAAUGCGCUGCCUUCAGAUACAUUUUUUUUGAGCCAACCAACCAACGAUCAUCGAGACAAACUUUACCUCAGAACAGGUAGACCGAUGAUCGUUCGCGUUUAUCACUUUCAGUUUAGUUCACUUCGUCGUGCUGUACGGCCCGAUUCGACUCUAGUUCUUCGAUCGUAUGGUUAUCUUGAGUUCAAAGGCUCCUUGCAGUCUCGUCGGAUCGUUUUUUUCCAGUUUGUGGAUCGUAAAUUUUGCCGUCGCGAUCGUUGAUCGACUUGUACCACAAGAAAAAUCAAAGAAAACCACUCAAACUAUUUGAGUGAUUUUGUAUGAGUGUUCAAUUGCAUUCAAUAUUGUGAGUGAAAUAGUGUGGAAUGCAACUCAUUUUGUAGAUCAAUGAGAAAAUGCAAACAAAAUAAGUGAAACCUAAGAUCGUAAUACGAUCUUAUUACCAAAAAUUUGAAAAAAAAAAUAUAAGCAACUGUGAGUGAUAAGAAAAAAAAAAACCAAAAAUCCAAAAUGGAUAUGAAUCAACAUUUAAAGGUUGGACAUCGAGAUUCGAUCUCAUCGACGAAUUCUUUAGAUGUGCCACCUAUUCCCCCAUCGCGUACUCCAAAGAGAGUAUCCUUUUCCGAUAAUAGUACUCCCACACCAUUGCCGACGAAUAACGAUGAAACCCAUUCGAAUAUUGAAUUCAAUCCGAUGAAUCAUUUUCUUCAAAAAGCUGCUUCAUAUCUGGAACAGCUUCAUGAUGAAAAUCGUCUUGGACCAUCCAAAAUUAUUGACGAAGAACAAAAAGAUAGUAGUAAAGUUAUUGCUACAAUUGAACCUAUUGUGAUAGAAAAUCCACCAAGAGGGAUUGAUAGGGUGGAUGAAUCUUCAACACCUCCAACUAUUCCUGUGACAAUGGAAAAUAGUCCUGCAAGUUCUGUUUUUGAACUUCGACGAUCGUCACUUCCGAAUUUUAAUGAAAAUUCAACACAAAUUCAAGCGGAACGGGAAGAUGAAAAUCAGAUUGUUAGCUAUUUGGAUAGAUACCAUCUGGAUAUGGAUCAUAAUUAUAGUUACAUGGAGUUGGAAGUGCGGAGGGAGAAAAUCCGAUGGCUUUUGAUAUCGGAGUGCAGUUUGCUGUUGGGCGAUGGGAAACAUACCAGAGAAGGAUUUAGGAAGUUGUUUCUUGAUGAGGAAUUCCAACAGAAACUCUUCCACCUCUUCGAUAUCGAUGGUCAAGGCUUUCUAGUGCAGGACCGUUGGAUAGAACACCUCAAGGGUCGAUUAACUGAAGAUCGACAAAAAGAUUUCGCUGAACAAUUGGAAUCGGUGGCUUAUGUGAUAUGUGGAGAAAGUAAAAUUACGUUUAAUAAUUUUGAAGAAAUUUGGGAAGCUCGAGGGAUUAUAGAUAAAUUCUAUAGGCUUAUCGAUGUAGAUGGAACGAAUUUGGUUUCGACGAAUCAAGUUAUGGAAUUCAUAUCAAAAAUCACAAACCUAAGACCACGAAAUGGUUUCGAUAAAAAAUCCCUCGAACAAUUGGAAUCACUAUUUCGGCGAACAGUCGGAAAUGAAAAAGAAAUUAGUCGAGCUGAAUUCAAAAAAAUUGUAACAUCCAAAAAUCCAUUUUUUACAGAUCGUGUAUUUCAAAUAUUCGAUAAAGAUAGUUCUGGAUCAAUAUCUCUCCAAGAAUUUAUAGAUGCAAUUCAUCAAUUUUCUGGUCAAUCAGCCGAUGAUAAGAUACGAUUUCUUUUUAAAGUUUACGAUAUUGAUGGUGAUGGUUUAAUCCAACACAAAGAACUUCACGAUGUGAUACGUGCUUGCAUGGAAGAAAAUGGAAUGCGAUUUUCUGAAGAUCAAAUAGAAGACCUCACCACAGCUAUGUUCGAAGAUGCUGAUCCAUACAAUCGAGGGACCAUAACCUACGAAGCAUUGAAAAACCAACUUCACAAACAUGGCGGCCUACUUGAAAACUUGAGUAUAACAAUCGAUCGAUGGCUUGUGCCGAUACAAGAAAAGCCUAAGCCCAAGGCUAACAAACGAUGUGUAUCAAUACCUCACCAGUUUACCGGGGCAUAUGUUCGAAACAAUCAAGUCUUUGUGUCAUACUUAUUUGUAUACAUUGCCAUCAAUGUAGGUCUAUUUGUGUCGAGAGCAAUCCAGUAUCGGAAUAGUAAUUUUUACACCAUACUAGCAAGAGCCUGUGGACAGUGCCUCAACUUUAACUGUGCCUGGGUUUUAGUUCUGAUGUUAAGACAUUCUUUAACUUAUUUACGAUCACGAGGAUUCAGUUCAUACUUACCACUUGACAAUCAUAUUUACCUCCAUAAAUUGACAGGUAUGGUGAUUUCCGGAUUGAGUGUCAUUCAUACCGUUAUGCAUUUGAUAAAUUUCUCAACUGUCGUGGUGAAUCAUCCAAGACUAAAUGGUUGUGACUAUUCAUUGGCUGAAUGGCUCUUUACAAGUCGACCUGGUCUUUUUGGAUUGAUCAAAGGCUGGGCUAAUCCAACAGGUUGUGCGUUAAUUGUGAUUUUGAUGAUUAUGUUUGUGUGUUCACAACCAUUUGUGAGACGAAAGGGAAGCUUUGAAGUCUUUUACUGGACACAUUUACUUUAUGUUCCUUUUUGGAUUCUAACCAUUUUUCAUGGCCCGAAUUUCUGGAAAUGGUUUAUAUUACCAGGAUUGGUUUAUGCGGUCGAAAGGAUCUUAAGAUUUGUUUGGAUGAAAUCGGAACAUGGAAAAACUUACAUCAGCUCUGGUUUACUACUCCCCUCGAAGGUAGUUCAUUUAGUUAUAAAACGUCCCUAUAACUUCAACUUUAGACCUGGAGAUUAUAUCUUCGUGAAUAUUCCAUCAAUAGCAAACUACGAAUGGCAUCCUUUUACAAUAAGUAGUGCUCCUGAACAAGAAGAUUAUAUGUGGUUACAUAUCAGAGGUGUUGGCGAAUGGACAAAUCGACUGUCAGAUUAUUUUGAAAAAGAACAAGAAAAACUGCAUAAUGGGGAAAUAAAUCCACAUAUUCCUCAAAAUACCACAGAUCCAGCAAGUAAUGGUGAUACAAAUGGCAAAUCAUCAACAACACCUCAGACAGAUUUUCUUGCUAAAAUGUAUCAAAAUGGUUCGGAGCCUAGAAGACCACCAAGACAAAAUCAGGGAAUGUCAAAAUUAGCUAUUGAAAAUAAUAAUACCAAAGCUGAUGAUUCAGGAAAUAAGACGAUUAAAAAUAUUAAAGAAACUUUGCAGAGAACAUUUUCGAAAAAAGAAACUAGCACAUCGAAAGAUUCAGGAAUCUCAAAUGAUGGUUUUGUUUCAGAUGAAGGAAAUAUGGAACCCAUGCCUUUACCUAGGCGCAAAGUUACACCUGACAAGAGAUUACAGAAAUUGAUUAAUAAAGUUCCAUUGGAAAAGAGUCUUUCAAUGCCGGAUAUGGAGGGAAAGUUCAAGAAGAGAGAACGGAUAAGAGCGCUUCGAGAAUACACUAGGUCCGAAUCUGAAAAGUCAUUUGACCAAGCCAAGAUCAGAAGAGCUCGUCUUCAAACACUUGGAUUAGCAUAUUUGAGUCCGCAAAACAAAUCACUGGCUCAAAGUUUCCGCUACAUGCGACAUAAACCUACAAUCAUUGCUUUCAAAACUCCUAGCCUCGAGAAUUGUGAACCAAGACCGUCUUCAAAUUCUAUGAUUGUAUCACCUGGAAUGUACAGUCAACGUGAAGCCGAAGAAGGACAAAUUGUAAAACGAAGUUCAUCUCCAUCUUCAUCCAAUUCUCCGCCCACCAACACACAGGGUGUUAAUUAUCCUGUGGGAAAACCACUUGAGGAAUCUACUAAAACAAGUUGUUUGUACAGGCCGUCAUUCCUUAGAUCAUCGCAUAAAGCUAAAAGCAGAAGUUCGGCUACAAAUACAAGUAGUACAACUACUAAUUCUGGUAGUAAGGUUACACUUGAAGUUGGCGUUUUAGAGAUUUACAUAGAUGGACCAUAUGGUGCUCCAUCAAGUCAUAUAUUUGGCGCCCAACAUGCAGUCCUUAUUGCCACUGGUAUUGGUGUUACUCCAUUUGCAUCAAUUUUACAAUCAAUUAUGCACCGUUAUUGGAAAGCUAGACAUUCGUGUCCACGAUGUGAAUACGAAUGGGCAAGUGACAUACCACGAACUGUAAUGAAUUUAAGAAAAGUUGACUUUUUCUGGAUAAAUCGAGAUCAAAGAUCAUUUGAAUGGUUUGUGAAUUUGCUGUCACAAUUGGAAAUUGAACAGGCUGAACUUGGUGGAGCAAUGGAGAGAUUCUUAGAUAUGCACAUGUAUAUAACAAGUGCAUUACAGAAGACAGAUAUGAAAGCUGUUGGUUUACAACUGGCUUUGGAUCUUUUGCACGAAAAGGGCAAACGUGAUCUAAUCACUGGUUUGAAGACUCGUACAAAUGCUGGCCGUCCAAAUUGGGAUAAAGUAUUUAAACAGCUUCAAGAUCAAAAGAAAGGAAAAGUAACAGUAUUUUACUGUGGACCAGCUCAAUUGGCAAAAACAUUACGAUACAAAUGCGAUCAAUAUGAAUUUGCAUUUAGAAAAGAGUGUUUCUAGUUUUUUUUUUUUUUUAUUUUAUAUGCAAAAUUGUUGUAAUUUAUUUGAAUUUAUUUUAUUUUUUUGUUAUCAAAGUAUUUUUAGUACUUAAUAAUUUAUAAAUUUCAUGGUAAAGGGAUAUUAUGUUUUGUAUCUAUAAAAU